Molecule: messenger RNA, 1251 nt
Organism: Dipodomys spectabilis (banner-tailed kangaroo rat)
Lineage: Eukaryota; Metazoa; Chordata; Mammalia; Rodentia; Heteromyidae
Gene: Mrps7
Product: mitochondrial ribosomal protein S7
Exons: 5
Coding region: 117-845 (242 amino acids)
Biological process (GO): ribosomal small subunit assembly; translation
Cellular component (GO): ribosome
Molecular function (GO): rRNA binding; structural constituent of ribosome; mRNA binding
Source: RefSeq, a predicted model, not a curated record
AAAUCAAGGGAGUGAGGUUCAGAUUUAGGACCCCGUGGAGCCUUUAACCCGUCUAUUUCGUCAUUCGCUCAGGCGCGCUGAGGGCAGCCCUCGUGGGGUCCUCGAAGCCGGCCAAGAUGGCUGCCCCCGCACUGAGAGCGGCGCCCGGGUGGCCGGGCCUGUCACUCGGGGUGCUGUGUGCUGUUUGGCGGCUUCCGGGGUUAAGCCAGGUGAGAUGGAGCCGCUACGGUCCUGAAUUCAGGGAUCCCCUCACUGACAAAGAACAUUACCGCAGACCUGAGGCCGAACUCACCGAGGAGGAGAAACAUGAGCAGGAGCUCAAGAAAACUCAGCCCAUCAAAGCUGCCCCAUCAACGAAAACAAGCUCUGUGUUUGCAGACCCGGUGAUCAGUAAGUUCACCAACAUGAUGAUGAGAGGAGGAAACAAGGUACUGGCCAGAUCCCUCAUGAACCAGACUCUGGAAGCAGUGAAAAGGAAGCAGUUUGAGAAGUACCACGCCGCUUCUGCGGAGGAGCGGGCAACUAUUGAACGCAACCCCUAUGUCAUCUUCCACAAGGCACUGAAAAACUGUGAGCCAGUGAUUGGGCUAGUCCCCAUCCUCAGAGGUGGCCAUUUCUACCAGGUCCCUGCACCCAUAGCCGACCGACGUCGACGCUUCCUGGCUAUGAAGUGGAUGAUCACCGAGUGCAGAGAGAAGAAGCACCGGCGGACACUGAUGCCAGAGAAACUGUCACACGAGCUGCUGGAGGCUUUUAACAACCAAGGCCCAGUGAUCAAGAGGAAGCACGACAUGCACAAGAUGGCCGAGGCCAACAGGGCGCUGGCCCACUACCGCUGGUGGUAGAGGAGAGGACAGGCCCAGGGAGGAGCCAGGCUCUCCACGCAGGAAUCCACUGCCCCAAGGGAGAGGACCUGGGACAGCUGUGAGUGAAGGACGUGGAAAAGGAUGGAGCAGUGUGCUCGCUGCCCAUUUUUCCUUCAGGGCUACCACUGGUAUCCCUCUCCAACCCCUGCUGAAGAACAUAGCCCCUCGGGGAUUCCCUCUGAGAAACUAAGGCCAAUCUUCUCUUCCCUCAGCUGGGGCUAGACAUGUAGACACUGAAAGAAGGCAGUGUUCGUAUGAGAAAAGAUUUAUUAGAAAAUGCUCGGCCUGACCUGAUGAGUGGCCAUUUCAUUACAGCUGACUGGCUGGGGCUUGUCUCCACCGCAGUCAUUGUACAAAAGUAUAUCAAAUGCAGUUUCUAUCCUGA